This is a messenger RNA of Mus pahari (shrew mouse), 567 nucleotides long. RefSeq names its product syncollin (gene Sycn). Gene Ontology annotation, cellular component: secretory granule membrane. The record is from RefSeq and is a predicted model, not a curated record. Gene Ontology annotation, biological process: exocytosis. Bases 31 to 435 code for a protein of 134 amino acids. NCBI's taxonomy places the organism in Eukaryota, Metazoa, Chordata, Mammalia, Rodentia, Muridae. The transcript is spliced from 2 exons.
ACCUCAGACGUCUCAUGGUCCAUUGUCACCAUGUCCCUGCUGUGCCCGCUGCUGCUGGCUUUAGCCCUGGUGGCUGUCCCUGGUGCCCACGGCGCUUGUCCGGUGCCGGCAGACCUGAAGAAGUCAGAUGGGACGCGAACCUGCGCCAGGCUCUAUGAGAAGAGUGAUCCAUACUAUGACAACUGCUGCCAGGGGCCCGAGCUGUCUGUGGAGCCAGGUACCGACCUGCCCUAUCUGCCCUCGGGCUGGUCUAACACCGCAUCGUCCUUGGUAGUGGGCCAGCGCUGUGAGAUCACUGUGUGGUCUCUCUCCGGUAAGCGUGGCAAGACCCGCAAGUUCACCGCAGGCAGUUACCCUCGUCUGGAAGAGUACCGCAGAGGCAUCUUUGGGGACUGGUCCGAUUCCAUCUCUUCCCUCUACUGCAAGUGCUAUUGAUGCCUUGAGGGUCUGCCAUCUCUAAUUCUGCACAGUGCUAAGUCCUACCCAGCCUGUCCUUGGGGAUUGCUGCACCCCCAAGAGCCAGGAGGCGAGAUGGCCCCACGACCUGCUAUCAUAGCUUCCCUAUAA